Molecule: messenger RNA, 1109 nt
Organism: Arabidopsis arenosa
Lineage: Eukaryota; Viridiplantae; Streptophyta; Magnoliopsida; Brassicales; Brassicaceae
Source: the annotation of a GenBank genome assembly
AUUCUUCUCUAUCUUUCUGAAAUCACAAAACGCAAUCGCCGGAGAUGGCCGCCACUUCCGCCGCUGCUGCAGCUGCUUCUUCCAUCAUGGGUACUCGGGUUGCUCCCGGUAUCCAUCCCGGUUCAAGUCGGUUCACGGCCCUGUUCAGUUUCGGAAAGAAGAAGGCAGCUCCCAAAAAGAGUGCGUCCAAAAAGACGGUGACUACGGACCGGCCUCUUUGGUACCCUGGCGCCAUUUCUCCUGAAUGGCUCGAUGGUUCGUUGGUUGGAGACUACGGUUUUGAUCCCUUUGGUUUAGGUAAACCGGCCGAGUAUCUCCAAUUCGAUAUCGAUUCACUAGACCAGAAUCUGGCUAAGAACUUGGCGGGAGACGUGAUCGGAACCCGUACGGAAGCUGCCGACGCCAAAUCGACGCCGUUUCAGCCGUACAGUGAGGUGUUCGGAAUCCAGAGAUUCAGGGAAUGCGAGCUGAUCCACGGACGCUGGGCGAUGCUUGCUACUCUCGGCGCUCUCUCCGUCGAGUGGCUCACCGGCGUUACUUGGCAAGACGCCGGCAAGGUGGAGCUUGUAGAUGGAUCGUCCUACUUGGGGCAGCCGUUACCGUUCUCGAUCUCGACAUUGAUAUGGAUCGAGGUGUUAGUGGUCGGGUACAUCGAGUUCCAGCGUAAUGCCGAGCUUGACUCGGAGAAGCGUUUGUACCCGGGAGGCAAGUACUUCGACCCGCUAGGCUUAGCGGCUGACCCGGAGAAGAGGGCUCAACUUCAAUUAGCCGAGAUCAAGCACGCACGUCUUGCGAUGGUCGCCUUCUUGGGAUUUGCGGUUCAAGCGGCUGCAACGGGUAAAGGUCCACUCAACAAUUGGGCUACUCACCUCAGUGAUCCACUCCACACCACCAUCAUCGAUACCUUCUCCUCCUCUUAAUAAAAUCAUGUUUAUCAUCUGAUUCUAUUUGUAACUUUUGUAUAAACAGAGCUAUGAUACUGAAUCGAGUAUGGGCUUUUGCUCGUUUGGUUUAUUUACUUGUUUCGGCCCAUGACAUUAUAUUGGCCUUUUCCGAAUUUAUUAUUACCUACUCGUUAUAGAUUCUCAAAAUGAAACUGGCUAUUUCGC